AUGGGGAACGUAUUCAGUUCUAUCUUCAGCAAACUUUGGGGAGGAAGUAAGGAGAUCCGGAUUUUGAUACUUGGACUCGAUGGUGCAGGAAAAACUACUAUUCUCUAUAAGAUGCAACUUGGAGAGGUGGUGAAGACAAAGCCAACCAUUGGUUUCAAUGUGGAGACACUCAAGUACAAAAACAUAUCUAUAAACAUGUGGGAUCUUGGAGGUCAGACAUCCAUAAGACCCUAUUGGCGGUGUUACUAUGCUGAUACUGCAGCAGUGAUUUUUGUGGUGGAUUCGACGGACAAAGAUCGAUUGGAUGUGGCUAAGAAAGAGCUACAUACUAUGUUAAAGGAAGAUGAGCUAUCGGACAGUGCGUUGUUGGUAUUUGCUAAUAAGCAGGAUCAACCAGGAGCUAUGACAGCAUCUGAAGUUUCUAAAGCUCUAGGAUUGGCCGAGUUGAAGGAUAGAAGCUGGAGUAUAGUGGCCAGUAGUGCCGUCAAAGGAGAAGGGUUAACGGAGGGAUUGGAUUGGUUAAUUGACGUCAUUAGAGAGGAACAGGAGUUAUAG
Molecule: messenger RNA, 555 nt
Organism: Brettanomyces nanus
Lineage: Eukaryota; Fungi; Ascomycota; Pichiomycetes; Pichiales; Pichiaceae
Gene: ARL1
Product: Arf GTPase arl1
Exons: 1
Coding region: 1-555 (184 amino acids)
Biological process (GO): intracellular protein transport; vesicle-mediated transport
Cellular component (GO): cytoplasm; Golgi apparatus
Molecular function (GO): GTPase activity; GTP binding
Source: RefSeq, a predicted model, not a curated record